CAAUUCAGGGACAAAGUAGCUUACUAAAUACUCCGGUACAAUAGGUGGCGGUAUACACCUUACAAGUAACUGCUGCAACCGGUUGCAACCCGUCCUUAAACCAAAAGAAGAAUGUUAGGAGUAUCUUGCUUUCUCAUGGCGGAACUCAGAUACAUGACUCCGGUCAGAAAAGGAAUUAAGACUUUCCGGUAACAACAAAGGCACACUUCGAUUCAUUGCGAAAGCCUCGCUGUGCACAUCGACAGUAAUUUGCACCUUGCUCCUACCCUUCAUUUGGAGCCCAGUGCAACAGUCUCCGUUGUCAGCAGCACCAGAGGGACCCAUUUCAUUUUUGGACCCGUUGCUGCUGCAGUGACAGCUCUCCGAUUGACUGUAACAGUUGGGAACCCGUUUUACAUCAACCAAUUUGCAGUGGCAUUGCUUACUCACCUGGCUCUCCUAAGUCUUCUCAAAAGACAGCAGGUCAGCUGCUGGGUUUAACGUGGAAACAAACUUGCAGAAACACACAACAAGUAUUUCUGCUGCCAUGUACCACCACCAUCACCAGCAACAAGGGCCACAGCACUUCUCUAAUGGUUCCAGGCCCCCUCAUCAGCAGCCAUCUCCAAAUCAACAUCAGACUCGUUCUCCCUCUAAUGUGCUGUCUCAGGCGAUGGGUUUCCAGUUUCCUCGUCCCACCCAGCUCCCUGAUGAGCUAGAGUCCGCCCUUGCUAUACGGGGUGCUAGGGACAUGGAUCACCGCCUCAUCGACCAUACAAACCGACCAAACCAACACCAGAACCAAGGACCAGGUUCUGGGAUCAGUCAACAUGGAAACUACGACUCUAAGUCAAUAACACCCACCUCUGAUAAUCAGCCUGGCCAUCAGCAAGGAGUAGACUGGUCAAACUACCAACCUCCAGCUAAACUGUUUGCAAAUCCUCUACCAAGUGCAAGCCACAAGUCACAACAACAGCAGCCACAGAGCAGCCAUGCAGGAACAAGCAUCCAAAAUUGGACUUCCCCCGGAGGUGACUCAGCAACACUCCAAUCCCGGCACCAUUGUGGUGGAGGGGAUGGUCAGGCUUUGUACACACCAGAGAGUGCAGGGAGCAUCUUGGCUAGCUUUGGACUUUCAAAUGAGGACUUAGAAGUGCUGAGUCACUACCCUGAUGAUCAGCUAACACCAGAUACUUUACCAUUCAUACUCCGUGACAUCCAGAUCAACAAGUCAGGCAACCAGAAAAGUGUUGCUUCCUCAUUGUCGUUCUCACGUAGCCAUGAUAUUUCGCUGCCUCCUUCCCGCUCUUCACCAUUGGCCCGUUCAAGCUCACCAGAAGUGCCCAGCCUUCUCACUGUUACACAGACGGCAGGUAAAGUCAUUGACUAUGGUCAUGCCAGUCGGGCAAAGGACGAGAGUGGUACCAGAGAGACUUUCAAAAGAGAGCCACUGUCCAGUGAAAGGACAGUUAAAAUGUACCCAUCAUCGUCCUCCUCAUCAGCUCCAAAAAUAGAUAAAGUUGAAAGGCGGCAGAUUCGUUUGGAAAACAGUGAAUCAAGCAAGCACGGAGACCAGGACUAUCGCAGGACCAGUAGCGACCAUCACAAGAGCAGUCGGUCACCUGGGAGAGAAUUUCCAUCAUCCUCCAAAUCUCGUAAUCUAGACCGAGACUACAGGCGUGAAGGACCCGUACCUAGGCCCUCAUCUGAAACCAAAAAUGAAGCUUCCUUGCGGCGGUCUCUCUCCUCUUCGUCUUGCUCAAAACCACGCAGCAGCAAGAAGUUACCUAACCCCACCAUGAUAAGUGAUUUCUCAGCUGUGUCUCCAAAGGUGUAUCCCCAUACCUGCUCCCUGUGCCACACACAGUGUGAUCAGGAAAAGGACUGGGUUGACCAUAUUAACACUGUCAACCACACUGCUGCCUGCAGAGACCUGCGUAACAAGUACCCUGACUGGAAACCAAAUCUAUCAAGUCGGAGUGGACGAUACGGCAGCCGUGCUCUGUGGGAUCCCAAGGAUCACUCUCCAUCCCAUUCUGCUUCUCGAUCCCUCUCUUGUUCUCCUACCCCAAGCCCUCCUCAUGGCAAACAUAGGGUGGGCCACCCCCACCCCCACCCCUAUAGGCUUUCCACGAGGCCUUACUCUUCUCACCAUCAACCUCGCCACCAACACUACACAGGGGGGUCUUCUCGCAGUGGUGUUAAGCGUCAAUAUGAUUCAACCAAGUUCUCCACUGACAUCAGAAGACAUCCAUCCUCCUCUAAGCCAGAUCAUACUUUCAAACAUGGACCAUUACAAUCCAAAAUGGUCAAGAGCGGGAAGAAGCCUGGAACAAAGACGACUAAGAUCGGAAUCGCCAAGGCUGCUGACAGAUCUGCCAAGCUUCCACCAGCCAAGAAGAAGAAAAAAGUGAUGACUCCAGCCUUCCAGGAUUUAUCUGUUGCAGAUCGUCUGGUUUAUCUGACGGGCAUUCCCAAGGAUGCGUCUGAGCAGGAAGUUACUGACUUGGUGGGAUCCUUUGGCAAGAUCAACAACGUGAUCCUCAUGCCAUGCUCAGAGGAAGAGAGCGAGAACUGUGAAGGACAAAAGGCAUCUGUAUGCUUGGUGAAGGCUGAAGAUGCCCAGGCUCUGGCUAACUGCCCAAAUCUCUCCAUCAGAGACCAACAAAUAACUGCUAUAAAAGCCAAGAAAGUUGACGCAGGACAGUCCUCUGACUUUAACAACAGAAACCCUUCCUCAAGACAGGACAAUGGUGCUACUGUGGAAGACCCUGCAGGAGGUGACGCUGACCAGAAGACAUAUAAUGAGAAGGGCUUGGUGUUGAUCUCAGAUUGUCCUGAGAGUGACUGGUCAGAGAAUGAUAUCAUCAACCUAGUCAAGCCCUUUGGAACUCCCUCUGACAUCAUCCAGGCACCACAAAUCGGAAAGGUACUGGUGUCAGUGCCAGACAUAGAUAUUGCUCAAGAGAUGGUGAAAAUCUACAACUUCACGCCUGCGAAGAUUAACAACCGCGAGCUGAAGAUGAUCCAUCUCAAACAGCGUAUCAGUCUCAGCACUCCGGUGGCUCUCUACAAUCUUCUGAUGGGAUCAGUGGACCCAUUAGAGAGUCCUGGUCCAGUAGGCUGGAACUGCCUGUUGGUCAUCAGUAAUGUUCCCAACACGCCAACCGGUGCUUCUGAGGUCCAGAAAUUGGUGCGACGCUUUGGUACUGUCAUCAAGACUGUUGUUCUCAACAAUAUGGUCAUUUGUGAGAUGGCAACCGCUGCUAUGGCCUUGUCUGUUUACAAACGUUUCCAGAUGUUUCCAUGCAUCAUCCAGAACAACCCUCUGUUUUUCUCCCGCAAGCCCGACCCCAAAGCUAACACACAGAUCAAAGUCACUACAUACCCUGAUUCACCUGAGGAUACUCCUAUGAAUGGGAAAGGCAGCCAAGCUGCAACAGCAGCAGCAUCUGCAGACAAAGAGAAUCUUGAAUCUCCAUUGGAGGCAAUUGAAAAAGCCUGUGACAGGAAGGAUGAGAAGACAAACACUGAUAAGACGGUUGGUGAAGGUAAAGAUUUGGAAGAAGACUGGAGCAAGGACGACAAGAUAAGAAAAGACAAGCUUGUUGUUGAUCUUUCAUUGGCUGCACCACACGCCAAACCAGGAGCAGAUUCGGAGACAGACAUGAGGGACAAACCAGCUGUUAAAACUGUUGUGGAAACAGCAGAAGAAAACAUAUGUGUCAAUGCUCCCACAAAAGGAAAUGACAAGACUCCUGCCGGUGAAGAGACAAAGCCAUCUAGCUCUGAUGGCCAAGCCGCCAUUCAAGAGCUCCCUAAGGUUACUCAAGAGAUGGUUAAAGCACUGCUUGUGGAAUGCCGAACUAGAACUGCUAGCAAUCCCAACAACACAGCCACUUCCACCAAUGAAGAACAGGGAGGGACACAAAUGGAGACAAAGCAGGGUGAAAAAACCACAGAAGGGAUAAAAGAGCCUGCAAAGAACCACACUGAGGAGGUGAAGAAGCAGGAGAUGGAGCGAAAAGAAAGGGAAGCAAGAAAGGAGAGGGAGAGAAGGGUUUGGGAAAAAGAGGAGAGGAACAGGCGGCAGAGGGAACGGGAUGAAAGAGCCAGAAGGGAGAGGGAGAAGAGGGAGGAGGACAGGAGGCAGAGGAAGAGAAAACACAGGGAAAGUUUUUCAGGGUCAAGGUUGUCUUGCAGGUCGGACGAGUACACGCAAAGCUCCUGGAUGGAUGAACUGUAUAAUAACUCUGAAGUAGAGGAGGAGGAGUUUGAUGACUUCCCAUUCAACAUGAGUGACUUUGUAACCGUAGAUGAAGUUGGAGAUGUGACUGACCUGCCUUGCUCUUCUCCUUCUCCCUCUGUUCCCAUGGAAACCACAGAUGGAGGGGAGGACGCUCCCACAUCAUUCCAACAGGACGCUCCAGGGGAUACGCCCAUGGAGGUUACCCCAGAAUCAACAAUGUCAGAUGCCCCAGCAACUCUGGUGAAGUCUGAACACGUACCAGAGUCUGAACCUGUGGCUGUGCAGAUUGCUGAAACUUCAGAUGGUUUAGUGUCUUCAGAUUUAAAACCCAGACUGGUCCUUAUCGCUGCAACAUCCCCCUCUCCCGCAUCACAAGCUGACUCUUCACCCAGCCAAACACAUGUGCCAACAUGUCAAACAGAAGCACCUCGGGUCCCACUUCAGACUGAUAUCAAAACUGAGACUCAGAUCCCGCCUCAGACUGAGAUCAAAACUGAGACUCAGAUCCCACCUCUGACUGAGAUCAAAACUGAGACUCAGAUCAACGCUCAGACUAAGAUCCCACCUCAGACUGACAUCGAAACUGAGAAUCAGAUCCACGCUCAGACUAAGAUCACACCUCAGACUGACAUCGAAACUGACACAGAAGCCACACUGGACUCCACCACUGAGGUUGAACCCCUUUUUGAACCUGCUCCUGCAGCUUCAGCUCACCCAGCGGACUCCUCCUCAAACAGCCCAACAACAGGAGUAGUGACUUCAGAGAAUGAGAGGGAGAACGAUGCUCUUAAUUACAGUCAGGUUAAGAAGGAGGAGAUGGUGUCAGACAAAACAGAGGAAAAUGAGAAGGUGCAGGAUGAAGAGGACAAAGAGACUGGAGCUUUAGCUGGGGGGACAGUUAAGCGUGAGAAGUCUGAAGAUCAAACAAACACCGAAGAGGAGAGUGUGAAGAUGACAUUAAAGAGAGACACUCCCAUGAGUACAGACUACUCCCUCCCUCCUUUUGAUCCUAGCAGCCCAGUUGGUAUAGAGUUCUUGGUCCCAAAGACGGGUUUCUUCUGUAAGGUGUGUAAUCGGUUCUUUAGCGGAACCAAAGAGGCAGAGAUAAACCACUGCAAAACACUCAAACACUACGAGAACCUACAGAAAUACUUGCAGACCACGAAGACAGUGAAUUUGACUGUCAAACCGGAAUCCAUCUGAAUAGAGAUAUGAAAUAUUGACUGAAUUCACCAUUCCCCUCCUGUUUUUGUCUCUUCAUUUCUCACUAAGGGUCCAGAUUAUCAUUGCUGUAGAUUAGUCUCAUGUCUAAAUGGAUAUCUGUUCUAGACUUUUUAUGUACAAUUAAGAUAUGUGUAGGAACUGUGUACAGUGGAAGAUGGCUGGCAGUAGGAAGUCUGCUCAAUCAAUAAAACAUACUAAAUUUUCUAUCACUUA
This is a messenger RNA of Etheostoma cragini (Arkansas darter), 5665 nucleotides long. RefSeq names its product zinc finger protein 638-like. Gene Ontology annotation, cellular component: nucleus. Bases 527 to 5431 code for a protein of 1634 amino acids. Gene Ontology annotation, biological process: regulation of RNA splicing. Lineage: Eukaryota; Metazoa; Chordata; Actinopteri; Perciformes; Percidae. The transcript is spliced from 24 exons. The record is from RefSeq and is a predicted model, not a curated record. Gene Ontology annotation, molecular function: zinc ion binding; mRNA binding.